AUGGGUCACCAACAGAAGCAGCUCACCCUCCUCACCCACCCACCCUCGCACGACGAACCGCAUACGCUCGCGAACCGACCUUUCGGUAUCCCGAUCAAUCCAUCGUUUAGCAAGCCUGACAUCAGCUACCUGUAUCACGCAUCACUUCCACGUGUAUCAUCAUCAAUCCCAAUCAAAGUCGCCCGCGACAAACCCUCGGCCAAUCCCAGAAUCCCUUUCGUGCCUUGUCCACGAGAGACCGAUCAGCGAAAGCCCCGAACUAAAAAAAAAAAAAACCUGUUAACCCACCACACCUGCGCGUUGCUUGCACACACACCCCCAACCAAACCCUUGCUCAACGCCAAACAUCUACUUUGCGCAUCAUCAGCCAUGCCUUCGAAUCUACCAUCGAGUUUCGCCUCGGCCGCCGCCGGUCAGAACGCCAGUCGUGACGCGAGAGGCGGUCGCCACGAAGGACGUGGAGUAGGCAGCGGAGAAUGGGCUCGACGUGACGGCAGAGCUAACGGCACCCUGACCUUCCGACGAUCCUCGACGACGCCCGGCCACCCGUCUCAGUCCGCAGCCUCGUCCGAAAACGCCUACCCCGCGAAUCCCCUCGAAUCCGGUGUAGCCCCCCAGACGCCGGGCGCCGCGACGUACGACUACCCAGCCCCUUCACAGUACCAGAAGGAUUCGAUCCUGGGUGUGUUCAAGAUCGGCGCGGCGGAAACAGACGCCACCAACGUGUUUGAAUCGGGAUGGACUCCGGGUCAGGCAAAUGGGGCCGCUGCGCGGGGCUGGGGCAAGAGCAACAAUAACCACAACUCUCAAGACCCUGCCGCCUGUUGGAACUCCCGGGGCGAUGGUCAUCCGGUCAGCGUCAACGGCCUGUCUGAAGAGGAGAAGGAGGCGUUCUCAUCCGAUGUCAACUCUCCUCUGAAGCCGCCCCUUCAGAAACAGGAGGGGAAUCAAGGUCCCGGUCCGAAUGGACGGAAGGCUUCUCUGUCGCACGGUAGCGCCGCCGCGUACGGAUUGGCUUCGCCGUCGUCUGCCUCUAGACCUGGAACUCGACGCCGAGAGACGACGGAUUCCAAUCCUUUUGGCAGCGGUCCGCUUGCGUCCCCGAGCGCCACGCGGUUUUCUCGCGGCGACGAGGCCUUUUUGUUCGGUCGCAAGAACAAUGACGUCAAGGAGCAGGACCCCGGCGAGGACGACGGAGCCGGACAGUCGCAGAACCAGGGGCAGACCAAGCCACCUUAUGGGAACCUGACGCGUAGUAACACGACGGGCAAUCCUAGCAUGGGUGCCAACAUCAGCUCACUCUGGGGAGCCUCCUCUCAACCCUCUGCUGGCGUCGGCGGUAGCGGUGGCGGCAGCGGUGGUGGCGGUGGUGGUAGUGGUAGUGGCAUGGGCAGUUUUGGCCAGUUUGCUCUGCCGACUCCUACCUCGACAAUCGGCACAGGUAGUCGUGGUGGAAGUCGCUUCGCCAACCUCAUGACUAAGGACGGUACCGACAGCCCCGCCGGCAAGACGAACGAGGCUUCGACGCCCGACGCGACUCGAUCCUGGCGUUCCCGCCCGCGAACCGACACCGACCCCUUCGGAGGCGACGAUAACUUGUCUGGCAGCGCCGCACUCGGAGGAGCUCAAGACACCAGCCCUCCCCCGAUGCCCAACCCUAGCAAUAUUGGCAUGUUCGAGACGCCUGUCAAGGGCUCGACUGGCGACUUUGGCAUGUCCGGCCUCAACUUAGGACGCCAAGCCGAGAACGAGCAAGGCCCCACGAGCCCGUCCGAGACGAAUCCGUACCGCAGCCCUCCGGCCGAGCGUGGUGAUUCCCACGAUGAAGCCGGUAAUGAAAAAUCCCACGGUGCGGCCGUUGGUGGUGAGCAGAAUCCCGCGUUCAACGCCAUGUCGUCUCGUGGCUUCCCCACCCAUGCUUUUGACGGCAGCGAUCGCAGCCAGACCAGCAGCGUUGGCCCUAGAGGUUACGCUUCUGGUUGGCCCGUCCCUCUGUCCACAGGCACACCCGACCGCGAGCGCGCCGGCUUUGGUGGUGUCUUUGGCAACUCUCUGUUCAGUCCCAUGGGCACCGAGCUACAGUCGCCUGGCUUGUCGAGCAUUGGCGCCGGCGUCUUCGGUCCAGCCAGUGCUGGUGGCCUCGGCGGAGCCGGCACCAUAGGCCGCAGCAAGCUGGGCUCCCUCUUCCCUCCCGCCAUGCAGGCUCAGAUGCAGGGGAAUGAGCAGGAGAGCAUGAGCGAUUCCCUACCCGACCUUCGCCAAGGCAACCCUCUCGGCGCCAUAGGACGAGGCAACUUCGCCACUGUUCCGCGAGACACGGGUAGCCCGCUGCGCAGUGGCAGAGGCGGAGUGUUCGAGGAGAUGUUCCCCUCUGACCCAGCCCGCUCGCACAGCGUCUUUGGCGGAUCCGACCCCUCUCACCCCGGCCCCGCUGGUGUCGGUCACCCCCAGGCGUUUACCCCUGUAGCCUCGACCGGCGCCGAGUUUGGCUCGACUCCCGUUCGUCAAAUGGUUAUGCCGGACCGCAUGCGCUGGGUUUACCUUGAUCCCCAGGGUCACGUCCAGGGCCCCUUUAGCGGUCUGGAGAUGAACGACUGGUACAAGGCCAACUUCUUCACGCCUGACCUCCGCGUCAAAAAGGUCGAGGACUCGGACUUCGAGCCCCUGGGUCAACUCAUCCGGAGAAUCGGCAACUCGCGCGAGCCCUUCCUUGUCCCUCAGAUCGGCAUCGCUCACGGCCCUCCGUCCCAGGCCGGGCCCUUCUCCCCGAGCGGCAAUACUGGCGUCAUCCCCCCCCUGAGCGGAGUGUUCCCCAGCUUCGGCAGAACCUUGACCGCUGAGGAGCAGAACAACUUGGAGCGCAGGAAGCAGGAGGAACAGCAGGCGAUGGCCCAACAGCGGGAUUUUAUGAUGAGGCAGCAAGCCAUCACUAGACUGCAAAGUCAAGGCCCAGGUGGUGUCCCAGGUUCCCUGCACCACCAGCACAGCGCUCACAGCCUGCAGAGCCAACCUAGCUUCGGCAGCAUCUCGUCGCCCAUUGGUGCUCACCCUCAGCAGCAGCCCCCCAUCGGAGGUAGCGUUGGCCUCACGUCGGGCUUCUUCGACUCGGCCGCCCAGCAGGCCUCAUCGUCGACCCAGCCCCCUGUCGGUUCCGGACUCGAGCAUUUUCGUGAAGAGGACCUCGCCACGCUGAACCCGAGCGAGCGCCAGAUGCUUGCCAGCGUCCAGGCCCCGACCAGCAUCGCUGCCAUUCUCGGCCAGCAGCCUGUCGGCGCACCCGCCAACGACAACGGCAACCUUCGCAACAAUCUCCCGGGCACCGAGCAGCUGGACAAGGACGAGGAGGGCUUUCGUGAACGCCUCAAGGAGUUUGAGGAUAUUCGUGCCGAGCGCGACUCGGAGCAGAUCCAGGGCUCGGGUGCCAGGGCAGUAGCUCAAGAGGAUGUCAACCAAGAGGCGUCGGAUGCCGGCCCGGCCGCAGGCGCCAAGGAGCACCACAAGUCAUCGGCUCCUGGCAUCAAAGAAAUCAUGGAGGAAGAGCAGCAGCUGUCCCUGACUCAAAGGGUCCAGCAGGCACAGGCUGCUGCCGAGGCCGCCAAGAACGCUGCCGCCGGGCUUCCCAUGCCAUUCCCUCCCCCGCUUCCCACGGCCGGCACCCCUCUCCCAGCACCCACCGCGCAGCGUGUCCGCUCCAACCUGCCCGAGCAGUACAACCGAUCGCAGACGGGAACCCCCGACACGGGAUCGGCCACGGAGCCUCCCCCUCUGGCCCCGUGGGCCAAGGAGGCAGCUAGUCGCAAGGGCCCCAGCCUCAAGGAGAUCCAGGAGGCAGAAGCCCGUAAGGCGGCCAAGGCGGAGGAGCUCGCCGCCGAGCGCCGUCGUGUAGUUCUGGAGCAGGAAGCCGCGGCGCUCCGAGAACGCGAGAAGACGAUUGUCUCGGCGACCGGCCUUCCCACGACGAGCACCUGGGGCAACGGUUCGCCCGUCGCAGCCGCCAGCCCCUGGACCAAGCCGGCCGCUGCCAAACCUACGCCUGGCGCCAGCACCCCUGGAAAGCAGAAGACUCUCGCCGACAUCCAGCGUGAGGAAGAGAACAGGAAGGCUAAGGCCGCGAAGGAGGUUGCGAUUCAGACGGGACUGGCCACCGCGGCCGCCGGUAAGCGAUAUGCCGACCUCGCCAACAAGCCCAACAACGCGCCCGGCCUCGCGCAAGCCACCGCGACCGCUCCCCCUCCCGGCAGUGGCUGGGCCAUGGUCGGAGCCGGCGGCAAGGUCAAGGUGCCCACGGGACCUGCCGCGCAGACGCGAUCUGUCAGCACGACCGGUACCAAGGCUACUCCUGUUGUGACGAAGGCGGCUGUCAAGCCCGCCCCCGCCGUGGCGCCCACGGUGGUCGCAAAGAGCGAUGUUGCCAUGGACGAGUUCAACAAGUGGCUCCACCGCGAGCUGUCCCGUGGACUCACUGGUGUCGACAUCGACACGUUCGCUGCGACGCUCCAGAUCCUCCCGCUCGACAACACCAUCAUUGCCGACGCCGUGUACGCCAACUCCAAGACGAUGCACGGCCUUCACUUUGCCGAGGAGUUCAUCCGACGCAAGAAGUUGGCCGAGAAGGGCGUGAUCGAGAAGCAAGGGGCUGUUAGCGACAGCAAGUCUGGCAGCUGGAACGAGGUGGCCAAGAAGGGCGGCCACAAGGAGCAGCCUCCGGCGGGAGACGCGGGUAUCCAAGGCGCCGGCUUCAAGGUCGUGCCCACCCGCAAGAAGGCGGGCAAGAAGGGCAACUAGAGAGAGAUGAUGACGGAGCAUGGGUAGGGGUGGGAUUCGAUGGCCGAGACUACCUGAUGUUGCGAUUGCCAGCGGAACGACGAUUGUGAUCAUAUUGGGACAGCGAGGUUAUCUCUGUAUGGAUGUAUGACUAUCAUUCGGCUAUAGCGUCAUGAUUGCGCUGUGGCGGUAAGCGAUAGGUAGCAUAU
Molecule: messenger RNA, 4973 nt
Organism: Colletotrichum destructivum
Lineage: Eukaryota; Fungi; Ascomycota; Sordariomycetes; Glomerellales; Glomerellaceae
Product: Putative GYF domain-containing protein
Exons: 5
Coding region: 1-4785 (1594 amino acids)
Cellular component (GO): cytosol
Molecular function (GO): protein binding
Source: RefSeq, a predicted model, not a curated record